AUGGGAUGCUCAGGGAAGGUCGCGGUCGACAACAGGAUGACGACCGGCAACAUUGGCAGGGAUACGGCCGAGGACGCCAGCGUGAUGACGAUCGACAGCAGUGGCGCGCGCACGAUUGGCGCCACCAGCAGGAGGGCCGCAAGCAAUGGCAGCAGCAGGAAUAGGGACAGCACGGGCCAUCCCCCAGGGGUGGACCCGACCCAAUGCAAAGCGGAGACAACCAGGAGAUCUUCCGACAACAACGACACGGUACGGCCCCAACAGGUGACGCUCCGCAGCAAGGCCGAGACCAUCCGCAUCAAGAACGGCGACCGCAAUCCAGACAUCAUCAUGCUCAGCUUCUUCGACGGCCUCGGCACAGCCUGCCUGAUCUGCGACGAGCAUUGCACCAGCAACGGCCUCCAAUGGAAAGGAGCAUCUUGGGAUCACUUUCCUGACGUCAUCCACCGCGGCGACUUCGAGCAAGAGACGCCCGAGUCCCUGCACGACCUCAUCCAGGAGCUUGACCCCGGAGGCCAGGCGACCGUGAUCAUAGCAGGAGGCCCCCCAUGUCACGAUUUUUCCCGCAUUCGCGCCGAUGCUCCGGGACACCAAGGACCAGAAGGAUCCAAGUUCAUCCGCUUCGCACAGCUCAUCGUGGACCUCGAGAAGAAGUGGCAUCGACCUCGCUCGAUCAUCAUGGUGGAAAUUAUACCGCAGAACCGGGCCGACAUGCGCAAGAUUGAGAAGGUUCUCGACGCGCCCGCAGUCGUCCACGACGCGGCGGACUUCGGCACGAUAUCCAGACCAAGAGUUUGGUGGUGCAGGAUACCAUGGCAAGAGAUCGCGCACCGAGCCGACUGCCCCCUUCGCCUGAGGUGGACGACCAUGCAGGGUAUUCCGCGAGUUCACUUCGACCUCGUCAAGGACGACCCGCACGCCUUCAAGACCGCAGGACUGUCGCUGCCAAGGUGCUUGGUCGAAGAGGGCAAGCCCCUGCCGUGUCUUACGACACCCUCCGAUGACCCUCAGGGUCGCCCAGCGCCGCGCAGCAGCAAGGGCAAAAUCAGCAGCGAGGCCAACCAACGCUGGCGCUCCGACCGACAACGCUUCGCUCCUUGGCAUUACGAGGCGGGGGUGAUGAUGUCGGAUAGCCAGGGAUGGACAAGCAAGCUCUCCGAACACGAACGUCACAAAGCACUGGCCAACGGUUGGCACGCGGGAGCCGCACGCCUCAUUUUCAUCAUGGCCAUGUUCGCCGCCACGCCCGUCGUCGCCGCCAGGGAGCUCAACCCACUUGGAGGUACAGCUUUGGACAUCGCGGCGAACUUGUGGCAAGGACGUCCUCCUCUCCUCGGCCCGGGACCCGGCGAGUACGACGCCUUUGACCUGUCCUAUCUGCAGGACCCCUCAGAACAUUGGAGACUGUCGCGACAGAUGCCGCAUCCCGACCACCGCGACGCUCACAUGGAACCGGGCCUACAGCAAUGGCUCCGAAUAUGGUCCCGCAUGAGGAGUCACCUCGCGGACCUCCGCCUCGCAGUGGUCGACCAGGUCGAGCAGCUCGUACUGGACUUGGAAGACGAGACCACGCGUUGGUACCAGAGCCUGAGCCCGCACGUUCAGAAAGCAUACCGGAGCAAACACGGAGUAUGCACCCUGCAGCUGCCCGCGCUUCGCCACAUCUGCGAGUUGUUCGGCUGGCAGGACAGGGCCAUCUUUGACGAGCUCACCACAGGUUUCCGCCUCCUUGGGCCGCUCGCCCCGGGCUUGGGGUGGAAACGACGGAACGAUGAGCGCUACGCCAACCCGUUGGACCUCCAGGAGUUCUUACACAAGAACAAGCAGUACGUCGUGGACAAACUUCGCCGAUGCCGAGUCGACCCAUGCUGGAGGCAGAUGGCCGACGAGAUCGCAGCGGAUGUGGAGCUCGGCCGAAUGGAGGGUCCUUUCUCCAGCCCGACAUGUUGGCCUAAGACAGCAGUGCCUCUCACUUCGCACUCUCACACUAGCCAGCUACUUCGGGGCCCCGACGAACACAAGCCAACUUGCUUCGCCUUUGCAGUGCACCAGGUCGGCUCCGACGGCCGCCCCAAAGUCCGAAGAGCAGAAGACUGGCGAAGGUCCUUCGCGAACGCCACGGUCGCAGCCGAGGACUCGCCGCCGUACCACGACGUGGCCUCCUACGAACAGCUGAUCAGGGCCAUCAAGGAGAUCGACCCGCAGGCCGAGAUCUUCAUCUGGGGCCUCGAUCACGAAGCCGCGUACAGGCAGCUCCCGGCGCUCGACCCGUCACACACUUACGUGGUCCUCGCUACGCCCGAAGGAUUGACCCUCUGGCGCCACACUGUCCUAAUGUUUGGGUCAGUGGCGAGCGUAUGGUCGUACUGCAGAAUAGCAGACCUCAUGGGGUGGUUAUGCCGGGCAUGCAUAUUCACGCCCGCACUUCAUUUCGUCGACGAUUUCGGCAGCGCUGAGGUCACGGAGCUCGCCCGCUCUUCCUUCGACGCCUCGCGACGACUCUGCAAGGCUUUGGGUUUUUCUUUUAAGCAGUCCAAGGAACAGCCUCCCGCUUCACAGCAGGUCAUUCAGGGCGUCAGCAUCAGCGUCAGCGCCGACUCCGUCACGGUCCAGGGUACAGAAGAACGCCGACAACGUCUCGACGAGACGCUCGCCGACGUGCUCACGCAAGAUCGCCUUCCACCUCAUGAAGCAGCGAGUCUAGCAGGGAAGCUACAGUUCUACUGCCAGUUACUUCGAGGACGAUCGCAUGCAGCAGCGCUCCGACCGUUGUUCCGCAGAUCUCGACUGACAGGUUCCGGGAGACAACACCAAGAUUGGCGACUCGAUGGACAGCUUCGCCAUGGCAUCGGCCUCCUGCGAUGGAGCUUACGACACGCACCACCAAGGACCUUUCCCUUUCAGAAGGAGGCGCACUCCGUGCUGUACGCCGACGCGUUCUUCAACCUCUUCGACAAGGACUGGAAGCCCUCCGACGAAGACAUACCCAACUGGGGACGCACGCCGCCGGAGACACUGAAGAACGGAUGGGGCUUUGUCGUCACAGUGCAGGGCCGGACCUAUUUCGCACACGGACGUGUGCCUUACUGGUUCGUGCGAGCAUUCACAAGCCGUCGCGCUUACAUCUACAUGUUGGAGAUCGUGGCCCAGAUUCUCCCGCUGUUCGCCAUGCAAGAACAACUCGAUCGCCACGUCUUGCUGUUCGUUGACAAUGGACCAGCGCGCCACGCGCUCACGUGCGGCUUCGGCAAGGACGAGUCGAUCAAUUGCUUGCUACAACACGCAUGGCGUUUUCUUGAAGAGAACUCCUUCCGACCAGCGUGGCAGAGAGUGACAUCUUCCGCCAACGUGAGUGACUCGGUCAGCAGAGGAGACCUGCGCCACGCUCGAGCCGAAGGCUGGACAGAGUUGCAGAGGGACUGGGACGGCCUCUUCGAAGAACUACUGACGGGCUCUGAGAGGUUUAGGGCUUCCGGUGUGCUUUAA
Symbiodinium sp. CCMP2592 is the source of this 3486-nucleotide messenger RNA. The record is from the annotation of a GenBank genome assembly. Lineage: Eukaryota; Dinophyceae; Suessiales; Symbiodiniaceae.